Sinocyclocheilus grahami is the source of this 2949-nucleotide messenger RNA. RefSeq names its product versican core protein-like. Gene Ontology annotation, biological process: positive regulation of neuroblast proliferation; central nervous system development; skeletal system development. Gene Ontology annotation, cellular component: perineuronal net; synapse. Gene Ontology annotation, molecular function: calcium ion binding. The record is from RefSeq and is a predicted model, not a curated record. Bases 1 to 1749 code for a protein of 582 amino acids. The transcript is spliced from 9 exons. Lineage: Eukaryota; Metazoa; Chordata; Actinopteri; Cypriniformes; Cyprinidae.
AUGACCUCAGACCUCAAAGAUGUCCUUUUACCAUCAACUGUUUCUUCAAACUUGUCAUCAACUGAGUUUGAAGGUUCAGGAGCCACUGAUGAGGCAGAAAUUCACGAGACUGGCCAAACAUCAGAGCCAAUGAGACCUGCAAGUUCUUCACAUUCCACUUCAUCAACAAAUGAAUUGUUUUCAAGCACAGUGCAAACAGUAGAUACAGACUCAUCUUCUGAACAAGGUAGUGGAGACAUUUCAGAAAAUGAAGUGGCUGAAGAUGAUGGCUCUGUCACCAGGUCACCAAACAGUGGAACAAGUAGUUCAGAGAAAAGCACACCUGGAGAGGUAAACAACAUAUUAUCUGAUAAGCAUCACACCACAGCAAGACUUUCUGAUGUCACAGCUAAACCAAGUUCCACUGCUACAAGUGAAGAAAAACUAUUGGAAGAAAGAGUUGAGCAUACAACCCAAUCCAAACAAAAUUAUACAGGAUUCAAGACCACCACACAACCUCAAUAUGAUGGUUCUGUAACGUCCAGUAGUUUGAAGAGCAGCUCAGAGAAUGAUUCAGUUGUCAUCCCAUCAUCUGAUGAGGUUCAGGUAGUAAUUUUGUCUACUGCAACAGCCUCACCUUUUCUUCUGACACCUGAGUCUGAUAUAAAGAUUGUCAGUAAGGAAACUGCCUCAAGGAAACAAGAAGCAGCUGGUCAGAUUGAGGAAGCUGUAACUCUUACAACUGAGAUUCCAAUUCAAGAAGAAGAUCAGAUGACAUCAUCAGUACCUGCAACACCAUUUUCCUCCCAUGAAGACAUUUCUGAGGCCACUUUGGUUAAAAGCUCACCUCCAAGUGGACAGAAUGAAAGCACAACACACAGUACAGCAGACCUUCCAUACGCAAUGAUCGGACAGACAUUUGAUAUUCCAGAUGUUCAUUCCUGUUCUGAUGCUGUUUGCUUGAAUGGUGGUUCUUGUGUAAAAAUAGUCGGUGCUCAGAUCUGCAGCUGUCCACCUGGAUACAGUGGUGACCAGUGUGAAAUAGACACUGAAACAUGCAGCUAUGGCUGGCACAAGUUCCAGGGCCACUGCUAUAAAUUCUUUCCUCAUCGGCGUAACUGGGACACAGCAGAGCGUGAAUGUCGCCUCCAGGGGGCACACCUGGCUAGUGUCCUGUCCCAUGAGGAGCAGCAGUACACCAACCGCCUCGCCCAUGACUACCAGUGGAUCGGUUUGAAUGAUAAGAUGUUUGAGAAUGAUUUCCGGUGGACGGAUGGUAGUGUUGUGCAAUAUGAAAACUGGAGACCAAACCAGCCGGACAGUUUCUUUUCCUCAGGAGAGGAUUGUGUGGUAAUGAUCUGGCAUGAGGACGGCCAGUGGAAUGAUGUUCCCUGCAACUACCACCUCACCUUCACCUGCAAGAAAGGCACAGUGUCCUGCAGUCAGCCGCCUCUUGUCCUUAACACCCGCACAUUUGGCCUGCUGCGCCCACGCUAUGAGAUCAACUCACUGAUCAGGUACCAGUGCAUGGAUGGCUUCAUCCAGAGACAUGUUCCCACCAUUCGCUGCAGAGGAGACGGCACAUGGGAUUUGCCAAGGAUUUCCUGCAUGAGUCCCUCCAACUUCCAAAGGUCAUAUGCAAGGUAUCACAGAGUAUCACAGACUUACAGAGUUUUUCGCAGUCACCGGAAGAGAUCAGCAGAAACUUCUGUUGAUGUUCCCCGACGACACCAUCGCCAUGGUGUAAAACACAAACAGUUGCUAUGGUAACACCACCCUAACGCAAGGACCCUUUUAAUAUUUUUUGAUAGCAUAAGACAGAUCUGCCUGCUGGCUGAGAGAAAAGAUUAUAAAAGAAUAGAUUAUGAAAAGGACCAGAAAAAGGGUCAACACAGAGUGGAGUAUCACUGGAAUGAAACAGUGGCUUUUAUCUUUUAAGAGAGAUGGUUUUUAAGAACUACAUAAUGGACACAUAUUCAGCUGACCUCUGAAAACGAAAAGAUUAUCUGACCUGCCCUCUAUCUGUUCUGCUUCUUUUUGGGAAUACACAGUGCCUUCAUAAAUUAUAACUUUCAAUCCAGAUGUAAGUGAGCUAUAAUAGUGCAACUAGCAUAAAUAUUAUGGUUCAUGGUAUUUUAGCCUAUAAACAUAAUGGUACAUUUUGAUACACACUUUGCCGCAUGAUUCUUUGUCUUUUUUCAAGUUUACUAGAACCACAGGUGUAUGCAGGCAUCCUGCUGCUUACUGAACAAAUGAGAAAUCAUACAUAUGAAUGUGAAAGAAAAUAUAUUUAUAUAGGGAGAGUGAGCAAUGGCUCACAUGGAGGCAGUGUUUGUUGUGGUAUAAAAAGGCCAAUAAUCUCAUUAAAAAAACUGCAUCCAAUGCAGUGAAUGGUUUUGAUAUCUUAAAGUCAACACAAUAUGGUUUAAUACUUUCAAUACUUUGACUUUAAGCUAUUCAUUGAAAAGCCAUGCAGAUUUCAGGUUAUGAAUGCACAUUUCAAAUCACAUACAUUUAAUGCCACCACCAUUCAUCUAUAAACCAAAGAAACUUACUGUAUUUACUUAACAUCGUUUUCAUCAACUUUCAUGUUUUUUCACAGACAGUUUAAAACUACUUUAAAGAGAAUGUACUUUGUGAGAUGUUUAAAAGACUUGAAUGAAUGCCUUUUUAACAAUAAUUUAUGUAGCCUAUAAUUUAUUUCUCGAGCUGCUCCUUGUCUUUUCAUUGUUGUAGCAAAAUACAACACACUGAGGAUUUCACUUGGCCAAACUGCACAUUGACAGUGUGUUAAUAGCUGGUGUUGAUGUGGCUAAUAGAUGAAAUUUGGAACUCACAGAAUUUAGAUGGAUUUCAUUUUGACAUUUGAGGUGUAUCAAUGGACCAAAAGAAGAGGAUUCAUAGUAACAGCAUUUUUUUUUCUUUAAGAUCUUUUCUUUUGUGUGAUUACUUGUAUAUGUUUUUUUUAUU